UCUUUUUGGCAUUUCCACGCCGACAUCUUUUGGUCCUCAGUCACGUACAAAAAUGUUUGGAUAAAUUGCACACAAAUUAACAAAAAUAAACAUGAGCGGUGGAAAGCAUAUGCGGUUGCGCUACUAUACCUCCAUGGAGGAGGUCACCAUGGUGCGGGUGUGGCGUGAGUUUCUCGACCUGAUACCCUCGUACAGCGAGAAUCUGCCCAUCUUUCGGGACGUUUCACACAGCAUGCAGCAAUGCGGCAUUCGGCUGAACAAACAAGAGGUUCGCCGUCGCAUCAAUAGCUAUCGCAAUAAGUAUUUAACGGAACGGAGUCGCGUGGAGGGCAAUCCGGAGUACACACCGGAAUGGCGUCUGUACCAGAUUGUAGACUGCCUUUUCAAUCCUGAGCGACCCUCGGUGGACAUUACCCUGGUACAGAAUGUGCUCGAGUCGGCGGCCAUGAAGGUGCGCAGCGAGCAUCCGGAUCUGCCGAACAUACCUAGCUCAAUGUCCAGGGCACCUUAUGUGAAGUUCGAUCGCGAUCCGGACGGCUGUGCCUUCCUGGAGGGCCCAUCACCAACACCGCCGCAACAGACCCAGAAUCUUCCCGAAAUGCUGCACUUUUCUCAGAAUCCAGUCAAGACUGAACCCAAGCCGCUUGAGGCGGACGAAGCCAACAGUCCAACUUACGCAGAGAGUGCCAUACGACGGACACCCUUGAUGCCCGCCAAUUAUCAGCUGCAGCUGCCCUUCGAGGAGCGCAUGGAGAUGGGGGCGAAUGGUCAGAUGGAGUACGUUGGAAAGAAAAAGCGCGGACGCCGCAGCAUUUUGCCGCGCAUGGGACAGAUCUCGCUGGCCCAAUUGGAGGCCUUGCGCAUGCAGAACGGAGAGCUGGAGCGGCAGAACGAAAACAACCAGAUGGAGUUGGAGUUCAAGGAGCGGCAAUACAACGAGCUAGAGCAGACCCUCGACCUCUGGAUGCACCAGCAAGAGAUGUUUUUGCUACACUUUGAGCGCCUGGGCUUCAAAAGCACGGAGGACUAGCCUCCCCUUUCAAACCCCUCCUCGUUGAUCUAUUGAAUAGUUAGCUUUAAUUGUGGGAAAAAAAACUCCAGUUCAUACGAUGUACAAACCACCUUAUAGGCUAUAGCGAACCGAAGAUACGAUUUUUUUGUCAUUUAAGAACUAGUCAAAAUGAAUUGACAGCUAAACUACUUAUAGAAGAGAUUUCUGGAACUUUUAGUUUAAUUUUCAGUUCAAUAACUAAUACUUAAGCUGUAAACAAUUUGCAGGAAGCAAAAUAAAUAUGUUUUAAGUUCAUUUUUGAUUCGCUUAAAAUUUAAGCAAUG
Drosophila miranda is the source of this 1335-nucleotide messenger RNA. RefSeq lists its product as uncharacterized. Bases 92 to 1030 code for a protein of 312 amino acids. NCBI's taxonomy places the organism in Eukaryota, Metazoa, Arthropoda, Insecta, Diptera, Drosophilidae. The transcript has 2 exons. Gene Ontology annotation, biological process: positive regulation of DNA-templated transcription. The record is from RefSeq and is a predicted model, not a curated record. Gene Ontology annotation, cellular component: nuclear body.